AGGCUAAGCCGCCUCGGCCUGGCCUCGCCUGUGCGUGCAUGCCCAUGCAUACGCCGCGCCGGACGGACGAACGGCGGACGCUCUCCGGUGGUGACCAUCGACGAUCUCGAUCAAUGGCGACGACGAGCAUGCCGCGGCUGACGUCGACGUUCCUGGCAGUGGCGGCGGCGGCGCUGCUCGCCGGCGCCGCCGCCCCCGCCGUGGACGCGGCGAUUGUCGACGGCCUCCAGGUUGGGUUCUACAACAGGUCGUGCCCGGCGGCGGAGGAGGCCGUUCGCGACGUCAUCAGCUCCGAGAUCGCCAUGGACCGCACCAUCGCCGCCGGCCUCAUCCGCAUCUUCUUCCACGACUGCUUCAUCACGGGAUGCGACGCGUCCAUCCUCCUCGACGAGACGCCGUCCGGCGACGUGCCGGAGAAGGAGUCGUCGGCGAACGGCUUCACCCUCCACGGGCUGAGGUCGAUCGACGUCGCCAAGUCCACCGUCGAGUCCAUGUGCCCGCGCACCGUGUCGUGCGCGGACAUCCUGGCCUUCGCCGCGCGCGACGCCGCGGUGGCCGCCGGGAUCCCGUUCUACGAGGUCGCCGCGGGGCGCCGCGACGGCACGCGCUCCAACAUGGACGACCUCCCGGGGAACAUGCCCACGCCGAGCCACCAGGUCCCGCGGAUGACCGAGCUCUUCACCAAGCGCGGCCUGACGCAGGAGGACCUCGUCGUGCUCUCCGGCGCCCACUCCAUCGGCGGCGCGCACUGCUUCAUGUUCUCCAACCGCAUCUACGGCUUCUCCCAGGGCGCCGACAUUGACCCGGCGCUCGACCCGGCGUUCGCCGCCAACCUCCGGCGGGUGUGCCCGCCGCCGAAGCAGGGCGACGACCCGCAGCAGUCGCCCAAGGUGAGCUUCGACGGCCGCACGUCGGAGAAGCUCGACAGCACCUACUACACCGAGGUGCUGGCGGCGCGCGGCCUCAUGUCCUCCGACGACGCGCUCAUCAAGGACCCGCAGACGAAGCCGACCGUCGACCUCUUCGCCGGGGACGACGCCCUGUGGCAGCAGAAGUUCGCCGAGGCGAUGCAGAAGCUCGGCGCCGUCGACGUGCUCGUCGGCGAGCAGCAGGGCCAGAUAAGGAGGGAAUGCCGGCUGGUGAACAAGCAGUCGCGGCAGCCGGCGCCGUCGGUGCCGCGCCUGAAGAAGCCUCGGUUCCCCAGAUUCAUGCCCGGCUCUGGCUUCCACGGCUUCUUCUGACUUCUGACUGCUGCUGCUGCUGCUGCUACUGCUUGCUCAUGGCAAAAAAAUUUAAGUCUUUUAUCAUUACUAUUUCUACUACGAUUUGCUGCACUGCAAGUACGUACUACAUGUUAAAUUUCUUUCCGAAAAAAGUAUAUGUUAAAUUGGCUUAUUAAAAUAACUCCGCUUGCAAGAUAUAAGCAUUUAUAUCGUUGAUUGUAGAAGUAAUUAAUGUUUAUGGCAAGGUUGUUUUGGUACCAAAAAGUUGUUUUUUUUUCGACUUCUGUGUGGCAAACUGCAAGAAAAGACAGUGUAGACCCCUUGUUCUUUUCCGAUUAUUCAGCGUACCAUUGAAACGGGUUAUUUUUUCCACGCUUCAAAAGAUAUGU
This is a messenger RNA of Oryza brachyantha (malo sina), 1612 nucleotides long. RefSeq names its product peroxidase 5. Gene Ontology annotation, cellular component: plant-type cell wall; plasmodesma. The record is from RefSeq and is a predicted model, not a curated record. Gene Ontology annotation, molecular function: heme binding; peroxidase activity. The transcript is spliced from 2 exons. NCBI's taxonomy places the organism in Eukaryota, Viridiplantae, Streptophyta, Magnoliopsida, Poales, Poaceae. The coding region runs from base 39 to 1241 and encodes 400 amino acids. Gene Ontology annotation, biological process: hydrogen peroxide catabolic process; response to oxidative stress.